Messenger RNA from Mizuhopecten yessoensis (Yesso scallop), 2093 nucleotides. RefSeq lists its product as uncharacterized. Gene Ontology annotation, biological process: mitophagy by internal vacuole formation; mitochondrial protein catabolic process. Gene Ontology annotation, cellular component: mitochondrial outer membrane. The record is from RefSeq and is a predicted model, not a curated record. Bases 12 to 1427 code for a protein of 471 amino acids. NCBI's taxonomy places the organism in Eukaryota, Metazoa, Mollusca, Bivalvia, Pectinida, Pectinidae. The transcript is spliced from 8 exons.
UUGAUCAGAGAAUGACGUCAAACCUUCAGGAAGAACAUAUAACACGCGCGAAGUAUCCGUCGCCGUACCCGUUGAACCGAGGGUACGCGAGAACUGAUAGGCCAACACUGAGGGUCGAACCCUCAGCUCAAAAGAAUGUUGACGUAACGUCAGCGUUGUGUCUUUCUGAAGAGCUCGUGAAAAUUAUCAAAAGCGACGAGCAAAGAAAGAAACAGGAAAACAAACGGAUGAAACAGAUGGAGAAAGAUUUGGAAGCUCUUCUGAACGAGAAGGACACACUACAAAAAGAAAACAAGAAGCUGGAAAGUAAAUGCCAACAGACCGACGAAUUGCUUGGUGUCAUCCAAAUUUUGAAGACUGAAAACAAUAAAUACAAGGAAGACUUAAAACGGAAACAAGAUAACGUCAGCAGUGAAAUAAAUCAGAUCUCUUUGGACUCAUGUUUACCAUGUGACAGUAAGGGGAAGGAGAAAAAACUUAGUGACGGCAACACCGCUAUUCCUGACCUCAGUGACGUCAACAGAGCCAUAAAACUGGGGGAGAGGUACCAAGAGUUGUACGACAAUGAGUGGACGGACGCCAUGGAAAAACUUGGCGGGUUUGAGGUGGAUGAAAGAAAAAGCGUGCAAAAACUACUCGACAUCCUUAAGAAGUGCUACAAAACUUGUGAAGAUAUAUCGGACAAGCAGAUGAAGUUGCUACAGAUAACAUUAGUAGACCCAUUGGACUCGGGGAGACCGAAACAUGGAUGGGUAGAGGCAUCCAACCCAAAGAUUCCGAGAUCAAUAUACAAACAGCUGAAAGAAUUCCGGAAGGGGGUGUCUUCUUACGCCGUGGAUAAAAUCUACAAGGAACACGCUUCUGACAAGUUUUGGUUUGAGGUAAAAACAGUUCCCAACUUUGUCCAGAAAUGUAUCGAGUUAUGCUGGCUGAUGUGCAUUCAGGACCUGCCCUUGGCUAUCGGUAAGGAUGCGACCGAAGGCGUUACUUUCGAUACCAGCAUGUACAAGCCGUACACCAACAGUGGGACAGUUGUAUCAUACAACGUGUGGCCGCCCUUACUCCUCCACGAAAAUGGACCACUUCUUGUGAAAGGAGUAGUUCAACCACAGAAAGUGGAGAGGAAGAACAAAAUAGAGCGUGGGGAUCUGAAUGGGAUGAAAGCUACUGCGGCCGCAAAACAACGAACGGAUGUCUAUCGUUCAAGUGCUCGUGAUCAUGUCACAUCAAGAAACACAUCUGGUCAGGACCAGGACAACCAAAGCACGCGGCCAUCCACAAACUACACACAGCAAUCAGUCUGUCCCUAUACAGGACACAAACUUAUCCAAAGCGAUGGUGUAACCUAUAUACAGUUAGGCGGAAAUCAUUACGACUAUGAUGAAUAUAAGCGCCUCAUUCUAAAGAAAGAAGAAUCGUAUGCAUAACUAGUUUGAACUAUACUCAUGUUUUUGAAGUGGGUAUGCAUCUAAUUUGACUCAGAUUGUUUCAGAUAGUUUCAACGAAGACAGUGUUUACAUAUUUGGAACAAAAUAAAUCUUAGAUAAGACAUCUUUACCGAUGGAAUGCUUUAUGAGUGAUGUUCAGUAGUUGUGGACUGAAAUUAUCAUUUGAAACAAUAACAAUACACUGCAAACUUGUAAAGAAUGUCGAGAGAGUGACUACGUCUUCCCAUCGAUUAGAGGAUACGUGCGAAGGAAAGUUAAAUAUAUAAAGCAUUCAUCAAAUGAUAACUAUAAUUCUUUUAGUAAAUGCUUUUCCAAAUUUGAUCAUCGAAAAGAUUCAAAUGUUAAUGACUUGCUUUAUCCAAGUCUAUACAUGUGACUGGGUUAGAGCAUCACAUGCUAACAAAUUUGGAUUUUAACUGGAUGACUAUGAUGCUGAUAUGUACAGGUGGGCAUUAUUAUUGUCUAGAUAAACCCGUAUUUUAUCAGUAUAAGCACGAUUUUGACAUGGCUAGUAAAGUGUAGAAAAAAACUUGUUAUUGGGCGGUAUUGGCAAAAUUACCUUUGGCGACAAUGACAAAAAAAAUGGAAUAUUUUAGAUUACAGGACUCAUUCUUAAUAUUUUUAUAGAUGUAAAUAUUUAUUAGA